AUGGCUAGCAAUGGCGAGAUCGCAGGUGUAGUCGCGGGAGCAGUCGUCUUAUUCGUCGCCAUCAGUGUGAUCCCUAUAACGCUGGAAUCGGACAAAGAAGACAAGAUCUACUGCGUACAACUAACAAACUUGGAACACAGCAUCAUCAUGUGGCGGCACCGCAGGAAAGAGGCUGCAAGAAGGGCCCGCGAGCUGGCUGCAUUGCGAGAGUAUGGCUGCAUGCAACAGGUGGGCGUGGAGAGAUGGCUGGAAGAGCAGCGGAAGGAUGCCGUUGCGGGCAGCCGAAGCAACAACAACAACACUAAUGUCCAUGAUUUUGGACGGUACACGCAAGAACCGUGGUAA
Messenger RNA from Aspergillus udagawae, 345 nucleotides. RefSeq lists its product as uncharacterized. The transcript has 2 exons. The record is from RefSeq and is a predicted model, not a curated record. Lineage: Eukaryota; Fungi; Ascomycota; Eurotiomycetes; Eurotiales; Aspergillaceae. Bases 1 to 345 code for a protein of 114 amino acids.